Molecule: messenger RNA, 1025 nt
Organism: Poecilia latipinna (sailfin molly)
Lineage: Eukaryota; Metazoa; Chordata; Actinopteri; Cyprinodontiformes; Poeciliidae
Product: olfactory receptor 51E1-like
Exons: 1
Coding region: 66-992 (308 amino acids)
Biological process (GO): G protein-coupled receptor signaling pathway; detection of chemical stimulus involved in sensory perception of smell
Cellular component (GO): membrane
Molecular function (GO): olfactory receptor activity; odorant binding; G protein-coupled receptor activity
Source: RefSeq, a predicted model, not a curated record
CUGUGACGUUAGCUGUUAUUUAUUGUGCUGUUUAUGAUAUUAUUAUGUCUUUGUGAAACACAUUUAUGGAUGGUGAAGUUAAUCAAACAUAUAUAACCCUUGAAGGACAUGUAGAGUUGGACAAAUUCAGAUAUCUUUAUUUUACAGUCAUGCUAGCAGCAUAUGUUUGCAUCGUCGUCUGUAACCUGACCAUUGUGUAUCUCAUAUGGACGCACAGAAACCUCCAUGAGCCCAUGUACGUUUUCAUUGCUGCUUUGCUUCUGAACUCUGUUGUUUUCAGCACUAACAUUUAUCCAAAACUGCUGUCAGAUUUUCUAUCUGAGAAGCAGAUUGUAUCGUAUUCAGCUUGUUAUUUGCAGUUUUUUCUCUUUUAUUCUCUAAGUGGCUCAGAGUUUUUACUGCUGGCAGCAAUGGCCUACGAUCGCUACGUGUCUAUAUGUAAACCUUUACAAUAUGCAACAGUAAUGGGGAGAAACACGGUCAGUAUUUACCUGAGUUUGGCCUGGCUGGUGCCUGCCAGUGUUCUUGCUGUACAGGUGGUAUUGAGCUCCAAUAUGAAACUCUGUAAAUCAAAAUUUCAAGGAAUUUUCUGCAAUAACUCAAUUUAUAGCGCCCACUGUUUAAAUUCAGAGGUGCAUGUUGUAUUUGGUGCCGUGGCACUGGUUAUGAUCGGAUUCUUCCCUCUGCUUUUCAUAGUUUUUACUUACACCAGAAUAUUUAUCAUAUCCUAUCGCAGCUCUAAAGAAGUCAGAAAGAAAGCAGCUCAGACCUGCUUACCCCAUCUGCUGGUGUUGAUCAGUUUCUCCUGUUUGUGUGCGUUUGAUGUCAUCAUAGUCCGACUGGGAUCCAACUUUACAAAACUAGUGCGUUUAAUAAUGACUUUACAGGCAGUUCUGUAUCAUCCUCUGUUUAAUCCAAUCAUAUAUGGUUUAAAAAUGAAGGAGAUAUCUAAACAAUUGAAAAGGUUGUUCUCUCAAGCUAAGGUCCUAUAGUUGUGACGCUGAUGAAUUGAUAUAAACAUUAGA